Molecule: messenger RNA, 3888 nt
Organism: Lytechinus pictus (painted urchin)
Lineage: Eukaryota; Metazoa; Echinodermata; Echinoidea; Temnopleuroida; Toxopneustidae
Product: transcription factor atf-2-like
Exons: 2
Coding region: 328-2412 (694 amino acids)
Biological process (GO): circadian rhythm; regulation of DNA-templated transcription
Cellular component (GO): nucleus
Molecular function (GO): DNA binding; DNA-binding transcription factor activity
Source: RefSeq, a predicted model, not a curated record
GUAACAUUUAGUACCAUUGCUCUGUUGGGAAGUGAGCUUAAUCAUGAAAGUAGGUUACGAGAUCACCACUUGCCGCUCGUCGGCCAACACUUUUUCUAUUUUGUGCAUUACCAAUUAACGUGCAUUUUUGCUGUCGAUAUUUCACCAUAACAAGCUGAGAACUGUUGUGACUUAAAAUUCUUUUCAUCUUCAACUGUUUGAUAUUUACAUUGUUUAAUUCAUCUUCACCUCAGGACAGAGAGACGUAGGUACCCGAUAUCUGAUAGCAUCGUGAUGUGAUAUACCCACUGCAUUCGGAGAUUACAUCGUACGACGUCAUAACCAAGAAUGGAGGACGACAUAGUAGUACUGGAGACCAUUCCGCCUAAGUAUGAGACUCGGAGAAAUGGACUGCAUUGUUCCAAACUUAAGCGACCUCAUCAAGCUGUCGAGAACUUGAAGACAUCGUCACCACUCCACCAGAGACCGGUCCAGAUGGUCUAUCCUGCCGUUCAAAAGACCUCGGAGGAUCACCGAAUUAAGAUCAGUGUUCGUAUGGACUCGGAUGCCGAAGAACGCUCCAGUACCAGCGAUAGCUCAGAAAUGGAUGACCCGAAGGAUACACGCGUGUCUAAGAAUCUAAUGGGCGGUUCGACCGGCAGACAACAACGUGAUUUUGUUCCAGAAAGUACGAAGAACGAGAAAUACUGGGUUAAAAGAAUAAAGAACAACUUAUCUGCGAAGCGAUCUCGAGAAAAACGUCGCAUGGCAGAUAUUUUAAUGGAAAGCAAGGUGAGCAAGCUAGCCCAAGAGAAUGAAGACCUUCGAAGUGAGCUGGCAAACAUAAAACGGUUGGUACAGGAUAGCCUUGUUAAAGAGCCUAAGCAGUUGGUGGCCAUUGACGUCAGGGCACCACCACAAGGUCCUCAAAAAGAAGUUGUUGGUGCUCCCCAACAUCCCGUUCCACUGGUACUCCCUACCUACCAGAACCCCUUGUCAAAGAUCCCUACUCCUCCCCAGGAGAUUGUACUUAUACCCCAGUCGGGUGUGUCACAGUCACUUGUACCACAGCCAGUUGUACCACAGUCCAUUGUGGCACAACCUGGUAUACCUCAGACUGGUAUAGCUCAGUCAGGUUUGAUGCAACCCAGUUUACCACGAUCCAUUAUGGUGCAUCCAGGUUUACCACAGUCCAGUAUGGUACAGCCCGGUUUACAACAGAUUCGAAUGGUACAACAAAGUUUACCACAGACCAUUGUGGCCCAACCUAACCUGCAACAGUCUGGUUUACCACAGUACAGUCUACCCCGCCCAUGCGUUCCACGACCCGACUUACAACAGUCUGGUUUACCAUAUGCCGUUCAAUCAGUGGCCCACCCAACCUUGUCCCAUGGAUCUGGUCUCCAAGUCACCCCGUCAUCAGAGAACGUGCAUCCUUACAAUCGCCCUGAGUUCGAGAAUCAUACGAGACGGAUAAUUCCUAGAGUACCGUCGCUCUUAGGAAGGACGCCUGUAAGUUCAUCGCAAGGUAGUACUGACCAAUCCUCAGAGCUAUCCUCAAAAGAAACAAAUGGUGUUACCAAAGUAAGAUCACCAGGAGUGAAAUUGAAAAAUCCUGGUGAUGUCCCAUUAGGCAGGGUCUCCGAAAGAGCCCCUCCACUGGACAAAGCACUCACCAGAUUUUCUAAGCCAACAGCAACUGAUCUAGUAGCGACUUCUCCACAUAGUACUUCAUCCGAAACCUCUGAAACAUCCCUUGCAGAAAUCAACAAGCUGCCACAUAAAUUACGUGCCAGGUUUCUACGCUCACUUGGUCAACAAGAAGAAGGAGAAACCACAAACCCAGAGGCGAAGUCAUCUCCCAAAGAACCUACACCAAGCAACGAUCCUAUCCUUAUGAACAUCAAACAGGAAAAGGAUGAGAUUCCACAAGAUGAUGGUGAAAUGGAGAUCGACUGUGUUCCCUCUGUCCCGCUGAAUGUCCAGUGGGUCCCGCCGAAGACUGAAUUCCAUUCGAAUCCGCUGAAAAACAUCGAUGACGAACUAGAACAGGCCAGAAAACUAAUGCCCUAUCCUAGCCCAACCAUGAAUCGCGCGGAGGCACAGGCCUAUGUUGAACUUGCUAAAGCUGCUUCAGAUUUAGUCGGUGCUCGACUUCAAUUGAAGGACUUUUCUGCUCCGUCCGUCCGCCAGCUUACUCGUCAACGAACACGUGAUAUGAACCAAAUUGAAAAGUAUCGCGAUAAACGCGUUCGAAACAAUAUCGCCGCUAAAAAGUGUCGCGACGCGAAACGAUUGCUCAAUGAUUACCGGACUGCGCGAUCGAAUUUCUUUGAAGUUGAAAAUGUGACUCUGAGAAAUGAAGUGGAAGUUCUUACCAAAGACGUAAUGAGACUCCGCGAACUGGUACGGAACAGACAGUUAACACAAUAGUAUAGAUAAUGUAUAUUGGAACCACUCAAGAGGGGAAACGAGGCAUACUUGAUAUAUUAGUAUUAUAUGAUUAUCAUAAUUUCUUUGCAAGAAACUAGGUUGAAAGUUUGGUUUCAAUCAUUGAUUUAAUACAUUUAUGCAAACGAGUUGUUAUUUUCAAUAUAAAUACAGAAUUCUCUGUCAGCCUGAAGGUUUUAUACCAAGGCUUGCAUACGAAUUCCGAAUAGAAAAAGGCUGAUCUGCAACUACACUGCUCCAUAACAUAUCGGGCUUGAUGGAUGGACUUCAGAAUAUUAAUAAAACGAUCUUUGUGACAAUUCAUGUAGAUAAUAUAGGUACGUUCAGGGUUAAAGGUUGCUCUUCUACUGUGUGAACAAUUUCUAUUUGACAUUAACUUAAUGUUCAUUUGUCGAAAUUCAAAACAUAAUCUAACAAUUGGUAAUGGUAUUCCAGUGAAUGCACAAAAACGAUGUGCACUUUUUUUUAGAGUUGCAAUAUUGGGAUUCACUAACAGGAAGAUUUUUGUGUCUGUAUCAUUGAUUUACUGUCGUGGGAAACAGAUAAACACUGAGGUCCAUAUAUGAUUUCAAAAUUGCUAAGUGCAUUCUCUAUGUGAGAGAACCGCUUGUAUUAUCCUCAACAUGUACACUUACAUGCGUAAAGGGGAAGACUGCAUGGACACUCGGUGAAACUUUGCCACAGAUACCCUUCUGAAUACUCUACAUAGUAAAAUUUCAUAUGGGUAACUAAUUGCAUAUUAAUGGCUAUGCCGUUGUCCUCUUUAUAUUUUCUUAAUUGCUUUCAUUGCAAGUCAUCAUUGAUUUGAGAGCACUGUAUGUUUUCAUAAUUAAAAGCUAUACUCUCCAAAAUAUGUUUUUACUCAAUGUGUCGUCCUUUGGGGGAUAUAAACACUCCGUUCUUGAUUUGUGAUUUUACACACACACACAAACGAACGGAGAGAGACCCAACGGACACUAAUCCGGAUCCGGAUAAAUCUCACCCGGAUUUAUCAAAAGUUUGAAGUGUCUUAGGCCCUUGCCAUUGAAUAAAAUAAGACGUUCCAUGAAUAAUUAUCUUUCUUUUAAAAAUAUACCCUAAAGGAUUACAUUUGACUUUCUGGAAAAUAAAUUAGGUCCCCUUGUAAGAGGUUUGAUUAGACCCAGUGGAAGGUUCCUGAAAUCACAUUUUUAAUACGGCUUUCUUAGUAAUUUGCCCCCCCCCUCUUGGUUAUCCCCAUUUUAUUCAGACGUAGUCAAUGCUGCACUUUCAAUGUUAUUAAUUUUAUGAUUACGUAUUCCAUUUGCUUGUGAACACUCCGAAUGGUUGAUUAUUGUAUAGACAGUCCCAAACCCCAACCGAUAGAGUUGUGUUAAUUUGAUACAUUCCCGAGUUCUUUAUUGAUGUACAGAAAUAUUAUUUUGAUGUCUUUUGAUUUGAUAAAAUGCAAUUAAAUGCACUAUAUAUGUUUUAAUAGUA